AUGAAGGAAGAAGUAAUUAAAGAUGUACGCGAAAUUGGAGAAAGUGACGAUAUCGUUGCAGAAAUAGAUGUAAUACUUUCUCGAAAUUGCUGCUCCAGUGAACUUUAUCGUAUUCAGUAUCCAAUACGUAAAGUAAAUCCAUUUGGAUGUGGUGUUACAAAAGCACGUUACAAAAAGAAUGUCAAAAUGUUGGAAAUACGACUGCCAGUGGAUAAAUUAUCGAGCUCGUUCGACAAAAGUCGUGCUGAACAUCUUGCAUUGAUUUCCGGAACAAGUGCAGGAGCAUCUACAGCUGACAAUUUUCGAAUAAUGGACGAAGAAAUAUACAUUGGACGAAGUUUUGGAAAUGAUGCACCAGUUCAUUAUGCUGCUGGAUUUUUCAAAAAUCAAUGUUUGUAUAUAUGCCCUUUGAAUGGUACGUUUGAUAUGAAACGUUCGAUAUCCUAUCUGAAUGGCCAAGGAAAAAAUCGCACAAUUAAGGCUUCUGAAGAUGAUAUGUCUGAUUCGGAGGAGGAAGGAAGUUCUAAAAAUCCAUCACCGAUUCGCGUCCGGUUCAAACGACCCGAAACGGAACGACAAAAAAAGCGUCGUGAGCAAUCGUCUGCUCAUCGAAGUCGUCUUAUUGAGCAAGAUCCGUGGACUCCAUUAAAUAUUAAUUCUGUCACGGAUACGGAAUCAAUAAAAUAUAGCGAAUCCUUACUUUCUAUCCCAGUUAAAGUGCUUGAUUCAUGCACAGUUCCUGAUUCCGUACAGCUUGUCCAAGAAGCUAUUAUUGGUGAGAAAAUGAAUGCGCUUGAUUUGAACGACUGCAACCAAUUAAUAUCACUUCGACGUAUACGACAUUUACCUGAAGUUCAGCAAGUUCGAGCACUGAUGAUAAAAGUUCGAUGCAUAUCGACGAGCGAAGCACAACAGUAUGUUUCGAAAUGUAUUCCUCGACACUUGCUGAUAUCACGGGCUCGUGAAUGUGCCCGUUUGGUUUGCAAUAUUUGGGUACUAAAGAGUGAAUUGCUUUAUCCUGAUCAGGAAUCAGUCCUUCAGUACGCUCGUGAUCUCAUCCUUUGUCUAUUUAGUUCCAAUCUGCCUGUCAGAAGGCUGGAUUUACAAAUGGCGUUCGGUUUAAGUACUUCUGAUCUUGAUGGCAUCUUGAAAACAUUAAACCGAAUAGUAGUAGAUGAACAUGAACGAAGCUGGAAACUAAAACAUGAUGACAUGGAAGAAUUUGGAAAGAGCAAGGACGAGUUAAAAGUGUUUAUUGAAGAAAAACGUUAUUGGCACAAACGUUGGGAAGAAAUACAUCGUUAUUUAAUGGCUAGGAAGGAAAAGGCAGGAAAUAUUGUGCGGAGGAAGAAACGAGUCAAUAAUAGAACGUAUAAUAAAUAUAUUGGAUUGUGGAAUAAGUUUGAUGAUAAAGAUUAUACCUCUUAA
Acanthocheilonema viteae is the source of this 1428-nucleotide messenger RNA. The record is from the annotation of a GenBank genome assembly. Lineage: Eukaryota; Metazoa; Nematoda; Chromadorea; Rhabditida; Onchocercidae.